Pipra filicauda (Wire-tailed manakin) is the source of this 1785-nucleotide messenger RNA. RefSeq names its product keratin, type II cytoskeletal 3-like. The transcript is spliced from 9 exons. The coding region runs from base 1 to 1785 and encodes 594 amino acids. Gene Ontology annotation, cellular component: keratin filament. Gene Ontology annotation, molecular function: structural constituent of skin epidermis. NCBI's taxonomy places the organism in Eukaryota, Metazoa, Chordata, Aves, Passeriformes, Pipridae. Gene Ontology annotation, biological process: keratinization; intermediate filament organization. The record is from RefSeq and is a predicted model, not a curated record.
AUGUCUCGUCAGUCCGUGUGCUUUGGGGUCGGAGGCAGGAAAGGGUUCAGCUCCUGCUCCGCCGUCGGAGGAGGAUUUGGGGGUGGCGGCGGCGGCCGGAGCAGGAUCAGCUACAGCUCCUACUCCUCGUCGCGGGGAGGAGGAGGAGGAGGAGGAGGAGGGUGCGGGGGCUUCAGCAGCAGGAGCCUGCACGGCGUGGGGGGCAGCAGGAGGGUGGCCAUGGGGGGCUGUUACGGGGGCGGCUACGGCGGCAGGAUGGGCGGCUUCGGCGGCGGGAUGAGCUGUGGAGGGAUGGGAAUGGGAAUGGGGGGCUUUGGUGGCGGCGUGGGCGGCGCUGGAGGGAUGGGGGGCUUUGGUGGCGGGAUGGGAGGAGGGGGAAUGGGCGGCUUUGGCGGCCCCGGGUUCCCCGGCCCCGGGAUCCAGCCCGUGCAAGUCGACCCCAGCCUGCUCCGGCCCGUCCACGUGGAGAUCGACCCCCAGAUCCAGCAGGUGAAAACCCACGAGAAGGAGCAGAUCAAGACCCUGAACAACCAGUUCGCCUCCUUCAUCGACAAGGUCCGGUUCCUGGAGCAGCAGAACAAGGUCCUCUCCACCAAGUGGGAGCUGCUGCAGCAGCAGGGGCCGGUGGGGCCGAGGAAGAACCUGGAUGCGAUCUUUGAGAACUACAUCCAGAACCUGAGGAGGCGGCUGGAGAACCUGCUGGGGCAGCGGGGGCAGCUGGAGUCGGAGCUGCAGAGCAUGCGGCAGUACGUGGAGGAGUACAAGAGCAAGUACGAGGAGGAGAUCAACCGGCGCACGGCGGCCGAGAACGAGUUCGUGGUGCUGAAGAAGGACGUGGACUGUGCCUACAUGACCAAGGUGGAGCUGGAGGCCAAGGUGGGAGCUCUGACGGACGAGAUCAACUUCCUGAGGUGCAUCUACGAGGAGGAGCUGGCCCAGAUGCAGACCAUCAGCCGGGACCUGUCCGUGGUGGUGUCCAUGGACAACAACCGGCACCUGGACCUGGACAGCAUCAUCGAGGAGGUGCGGCGCCAGUACGAGCAGAUCGCCCAGAGCAGCCGCGCCGAGGCCGAGGCCUGGUACCAGAGCAGGUACGAGGAGCUCCAGAACACCGCUGGGAAACAUGGGGACAACCUGCGGAACACCAAGAUCGAGAUCCAGGAGCUGUCCAGGAACGUGCAGAGGCUGCGGGCGGAGCUUGAGAACGUGAAGAAGCAGAACCAGCAACUCCAGUCGGCCAUUGCCGAGGCCGAGGAGAGGGGCGAGCUGGCCCUCAAGGACGCCCGCAGGAAGCUGGAGGAGCUGGAAUGUGCCCUGAGCAAGGACAAGGAGGAGCUGGCCCGGCUGCUGAAGGAGUACCAGGAGAUGCUGAACGUGAAGAUCGCGCUGGACGUGGAGAUCGCCAUGUACAGGAAGCUGCUGGAGGGGGAGGAGAACAGGCUCUGCAACGACAGCUCGUCCAACGUCAACGUGUCCGUGGUCGGCAGGAGCAGCAUCUCCGGAGGCAGAGGCGGCGGGAUGGGAGGAGGAUUCGGCGGCGGCAGCUGCGGGAUGGGGGGAGGAUUCGGCGGCGGCGGGAUGGGAGGAGGGAUGGCAGGAGGGAUGUGCGGCGGAGGAGGAGGAGGAAGCGGCUUCGGAGGCGGCAGCUGCGGGCUGGGCGGAGGGGUGUACGGCGGGGGCUUCUCCUCCGGCAGCGGGAGGAUUUGCGGCUCCGGCGGGGGCUCGUCCUCGGUGCGGAGAUGCGUCACCACCACCUCGGUGAAGUCCUCGGGGGUGCGGUUCUGA